This is a messenger RNA of Adelges cooleyi (spruce gall adelgid), 1114 nucleotides long. It is a transcript of the gene ATPsynB, whose product is annotated as ATP synthase subunit b, mitochondrial. Gene Ontology annotation, molecular function: proton transmembrane transporter activity. Gene Ontology annotation, biological process: proton motive force-driven ATP synthesis. Bases 147 to 965 code for a protein of 272 amino acids. The transcript has 5 exons. Lineage: Eukaryota; Metazoa; Arthropoda; Insecta; Hemiptera; Adelgidae. The record is from RefSeq and is a predicted model, not a curated record.
CAAUAUCGUUUGACCUACCCAGUUGAACCUUUAUCCGAUUUACGUUUGCCGACUUUGUAAUACCUAAUUGUCGUGAAGUAAAAAUCACCAUCAAUAGAAUCGCUGUUUUAAAAAAAAAAUUCCAAGCGUUUUCUUUACACGGCAACAUGUUGUCCAGAUUAGCCCUUCGUUCUGAGCUAUUCCGUGUGGCGCCCAUGAGCGCCACAGUCCGCAUGACCCAAACUAAACCAGCGGUCACCAGCGGCAAUGAAUCAAUCAUUGUGCCCGGUUUCCCCAAGCCCAACGGCAAACCCCAACCAAAUCCAUUCGAAGGACCUGAACGAGACUUGGUCAACUUCCCUCGUUUAGUCAGGUUGGAACAUCCAUCAAAGACUAGGUAUUUCAUUGUACCGGAAGAGUGGUUUGAAGUUUUCUACAAAAAGACCGGUGUCACAGGACCAUACAUGUUUGGCGUUGGAUUAACGACUUACCUUUUGAGCAAAGAAAUAUGGGUCGUUGAACACGAAUUUCCAUAUGUAUUAGCAACAGGUGGUUUGGUUUAUUUGGCAUGGAAGAAGUUUGGUAAAAGUUUCGCCGAAUACCUCGAUAAAGAAGUUGAUGAAUACGAAGCAUCUUGUAAUGCUGGUCGCCAAGAUGAACUUGAUGCAUUAAAAGAUAACAUUGAAGCACAGAAUAAAGAAGUUUGGAGAACAGAAGCCCAAAAAUAUAUUUACGAAGCCAAGCGAGAGAACAUUGCAUUACAACUUGAAAGUAUUUACCGUGAACGAGCUCUACAAGUGUACACACAAGUUAAAAGGCGUUUAGAUUACCAACUGGAACUGGCCAACCUAAAGCGUACUGUUCAGCAAAGACACAUGGUUAAUUGGAUUUUAGAAAAUGUAUUACAAUCAUUGACUACUGAACAAGAAAAGCAGAGUUUCAAGAAAUGUAUGGUGGAUUUGAAAGCAUUAGCUUCAAAUGUUUAAGUUAAAUAUCAGUCAGUUCUGUUUUAGGAACAGGUAAUUGUGAAAAAUGUAAAAGAAUAUAAACAAUGUUUCAUAAAUAUUUGCAUUGGUCUUAAAAUGUGAAAUUAAAAGUAGAUCCCAUUUGUAUGUAAUAAAAUAAUACGGUCCAA